Messenger RNA from Haemorhous mexicanus (house finch), 4523 nucleotides. It is a transcript of the gene OPN4, whose product is annotated as opsin 4. The transcript is spliced from 13 exons. Gene Ontology annotation, cellular component: membrane. The coding region runs from base 216 to 1787 and encodes 523 amino acids. Lineage: Eukaryota; Metazoa; Chordata; Aves; Passeriformes; Fringillidae. Gene Ontology annotation, molecular function: G protein-coupled receptor activity. Gene Ontology annotation, biological process: G protein-coupled receptor signaling pathway; visual perception. The record is from RefSeq and is a predicted model, not a curated record.
CUUUGCUGAGCUGAUAAUGGACUGAAGCAAUCUGAACGUCGAGUGAGAAACUCUGCACUGGAUCUCACACCAUUCCAAAGAAUCCAAUAACCUGCUUCACACACACAAAGCCCAUUCAGAAGGGGAUCUUUUUUCCCUCUGAGGACACCAAGAGCACGGGAACUGUGGAGUCCCUCAAUGCAUGGAAUGACUCGGAAGCCAAUGCCUACACAUGGAUGGAUAUGCUUCCUAGAGCCCCAACAAAGAUGACAGUGCAAGAUAUUCCUCGUGCCUUUCCCACAGUGGAUGUCCCAGAUCAUGCCCAUUAUACAAUUGGAGUUGUCAUUCUUAUGGUGGGGAUUACAGGAACUCUGGGUAAUUUCCUGGUCUUCUAUGCUUUCUGCAGGAGUAGGAGCCUUCAGACUCCCGCCAACACACUCAUCAUCAAUCUAGCUAUUAGUGACUUCCUGAUGUCCAUUACACAGUCUCCAGUUUUUUUCACCAGCAGCCUCUACAAACACUGGAUUUUUGGUGAGAAAGGCUGUGAGCUGUAUGCCUUCUGCGGAGCUCUUUUUGGCAUUACAUCUAUGAUCACUUUGAUGGUGAUUGCCUUGGACAGAUAUUUUGUCAUCACUAAACCUCUGGCUUCUGUUGGAGUGACGUCAAAGAAGAAGGCCCUAAUAAUCCUGGUAGGAGUCUGGCUGUACUCUUUGGCUUGGAGUCUCCCACCCUUCUUUGGAUGGAGUGCAUAUGUUCCUGAGGGUUUGCUGACUUCCUGUUCCUGGGACUACAUGACUUUCACACCAUCAGUCCGUGCCUACACAAUGCUGCUUUUCUGCUUUGUCUUUUUCAUUCCUUUGAUUGCUAUCAUAUACAGCUAUGUCUCUAUCUUUGAGGCUAUCAAGAAGGCCAACAAGUCUAUCCAGACAUUUGGAUGCAAACGUGAAAACAGACGGUUCCAGAAACAGUAUCAGAGGAUGAAAAAUGAGUGGAAGAUGGCCAAAAUUGCUCUGAUCGUCAUCUUGUUUUUUGUCAUUUCCUGGUCACCAUACUCUGUUGUUGCUCUGGUAGCUUUUGCUGGGUAUUCCCACGUCCUAACACCUUUCAUGAAUUCCAUACCAGCUGUGAUUGCCAAAGCUUCUGUCAUCCAUAACCCCAUCAUUUAUGCCAUCACUCACCCCAAAUACAGAAGAGCCAUUGCAACAUAUGUUCCUUGCCUUGGACCCCUACUGAGAGUUUCUCCUAAAGACUCACGGUCCUUCAGCAGUUACCACUCCUCCAGACGAGCGACAGUAACCAGCCAGUCUUCUGAGAUAAGUGGGCUGCAGAAAAGAAAAAGGAGACUGUCUUCUCUCUCUGACAGUGAAUCAGGCUGUACUGAAACAGAAACUGAUACUCCCAGUAUGUUCUCCAGACUUGCCAGAAGACAAAUUUCCUACAAAACAGAUGAAGAUACAACUCAGACUAGUGAUAUAAGAGCCAAACUGACAAGCCAGGAUUCUGGGAAUUGUGGGAAGACAGCUGUAGAUGCUGAUGACAUAUUGAUGGUGGAAUUGAAUGUCACAGAGUACAUGGCUACACCUACUCAAACAUCUAAAACAUGCAGCUUGGAGGAAAUCAAGAAAAGUGAGAGCCUGAACAGUAUUGGACAAAGAAAAGGAGACUGUCACCAGGGAUCAUCUUCAUCCAAGAUACCCAGCAUUACAAUAACAUGCAGCAGUGUCCAAGGAGUAGAGCUGCCUUCUAGAUGCAACUCUGGUUUCCUGUACCCUAAAUCCAGCAAGCAGAACAAGAAGUCCAGCAAUUAAGUGAGUAGUACAAGCCAGAAUAUCACCUUAGCCAACAGCUCUGGAACAGCUGUGGACUGGCUGAAUCCAGAAUACCUUCCUAGAUUGGUCUGAAAUGCUCCUACAAAGACACAGCAUAAGACAAGCAAGGAUAAAAACAUGCAGAGUGAUCUUUUCAGCAUCAGAACUCUCUCCAGUGGAUCAGAUCUUGAUCUGAGUCACAAUGUAAUUUUAAUAUUUCUUCUUUAUGCAGCUUAUGAAAAAAUUUCUUUCAUUUGGAUUUUACUCUGCUCACAUACAUUCCCACCACUGCACAGACCUUACCUAGAAAUCUUCUAGGAUUAACUUGAGAGGGAAGGGAAGUAUAAUAUUCAAAACUGGCUUUGUUCACUUUAUGUAUUAACUUCAAAGCUAUUACAGAGCUAAAGCUGAGAAAUUUGGGGGGAAAUGUACAUUACUUCCUGAAGACUGUUUCUUCAUUAUUGUGAAGUUUCUCAACCAAAUGUAAACUUAAUUACACAGUCAGUGCCCCCUUCUCUCAUUAAUGACACAUUUUCCCCCAUUUUCUUCUACAAUCCAAUGAAAGGCAAUGCACUUUAGCAGUAAUUUGAAGUCUCAUAUCUUUAUUUUAAUUUCUGAGACAGGGAAAGAGAAAGGCGUAACACUUGAGGAAAAGACUAUGGUCCUUUCCAUACUUAGCUUCUUUUCCAACAGUGGCUUAAGAGAUGAUUUUAACCCAUUCUCAGCUAACUUCCACUGAGCCAUAGGGGAUUAUUAUGAAAUUCCUUCUGACUUUCCUUUAGCAGGUUUCAUGAGAAGAAUGCAGAAUACAAAGCAAUGUUUGUACUGAAAUGUCUCAUGGGUAAGUCAACACAUCUGAUUUCUGCAACUUCAAAGUUGUUUGCUCUUUGAUGUGCUUUUCAAAAGUAAAUAUUGAGAGGACAAGGUUUAGUUCCCCAAAAAUGGUUGUUCUAGAGAUAUAUAAAAUCCACAUCAUCCCUACUUUGGCAUUUUCAUUUUCCCCUUCUCUAAACAGCAGCAUUUGUAUAGCUGAGGGUUUUCUUCUACAGUGAAUAAGUCCAUGAGAUUGUACUUCUUUCCCCUGAAGGAAAGGGUUCUAUCAACAGUGACUUUCAGCUUUUUCCUGUUCUCUCUCCUAGUGCGUAAGAAGUGAAUAAAAUUCAUUUGCAAUUCAUAGCACUUGGUCCAAAGUGGGGCUGAGCCAAAAAGACCAGGACACAAAGCACUAUUGAAACCGUUCUUCCCCAUAGACCCUCCAGCAGUUUUUCCUUUGGUUGCAAUAAAGGAGGGAACCCAGCAAGCUAUUUUUUGUCCUAAGUAAAUAAAUUCUUCCCUAUGUCACAUCAGAAGAAGCCAUAAAAUCAAUAAAAAUGUAAUGAGCUUAUUUUGAGGGGGGAAAUCAGUGCGUUCCAGAAGGUCUGGGGCAUUGUUUUGAAGUAAACUACAGGAAAUUUCGGUCUAUCUGAGGUUUAAUAAAGGAAGGUUAUUAAAACUAAAAAUGAAGGUGAUAAUGACUUCUACAGCAGACAAAAUGUUAAUCAUGAAAAAAGUGAGGCAUUCAGGCUGGUAAUAAACUGCCAAAAGAAACACACUGUUCAAAAUCUACAGUGUUUUUAUGUAAAUGAAAUCGUAGUCAUCAGAGAUGGAAAGGAGCUGUUACAGGCUCUCCCUCCACCUACCACAACAGGAUAUUGUCACCCAGCAGAAGACAAUAUCAAACUGAUAAUAUAUACAGCUAGCAGUAAGGAGAAAGAAGAGAGAAAACAUCUUCAAACAGGAAACUUGUUUAAAAUUAUUCCUCAAGUCUAAGGGGUUCUAUUACAACUUAUUGCUGAGGCUUUUAAAAAUAUUUAAAAGCAUGAAACAUGUAAUUCUUUCUUUGUCAUGAAGGCCAUUGACACUACUGAAGAUGGGAAGAAACAUUAGCAAAUGCUGCCUGUUUCAUAUGCGUCACAAAAGACUGAAACUGUCAAGAAAAUAGGUCUAACUCACACAUGUUGUUUGAUGUGUUAACAAGGAGUGUAUGAUAUAUGUCACUAAUAGUCCCUUACUCCAGUCAUGAUUUUGUUCCAAGCAGUACUCUUCAAGACUGCACUCUGCACUCUUCUGCAUUCCCUUCCACUUUUAGAGGGUAUAAAAAGAAUACUUCCAUGGCUAGAAGAGCUUUACGAAUCCACAGCAUGUUGUUCUCUGUAUCCUUCAACUCCAACAUGUAUUAGAGAUUAGUUUGUAUCUAUAAAAAGAACUACAGCUGUUCAUGCUCAUCUACUUACAAGAGACUUGUAAAGCAUAUAUUAAUUAGGGAGAAAUUGUUUGUGAGAACUUCAAAACCCUUGUGUGUACUCUCUGUGUAGCUAACAGCUUUGCCUUCCUUCACCUCUGCUAUGUCUAUAAAAACCAUACAGGGGAAAGCCUACAAAAUUCAUCUCAUCUGAAUAUCUCUACAAGUGGCUCCACACUGUAACCCCUGCGGCAUUUGGAAUAAAUCAUUAUUAGUUCAUAUUUCAUCUCAUCCUAGCAGAUUUAUUUGUGUCCUGUAUCCUCCACUUGGCAGCCAUUCUCUUGGUUUUGCUGUCUCUCUACACCCUUCAACACAGAUGACUGAUUGGAUUAAAAUAAUUUAGGACUGAGAUGAUUCACGUUUCACUUAAAGUCAACUGUACAGGCUGUUCUGCAGAGACUGCCUGUAGUUUACCAUGCACUUGGACAUGUUCCAGUGACUUGGAGUGUGACAGG